CAAAAAAUUGUCCAGUACUUCUUCGCUACAGUUAUCGAAAAUGGAGCAAAGACACAAAAAAAGCGGGCCUCCGCGAGCAGGUAUUCCGAGUAGUAUUUCAUGAUUUUCACAAUGAAAAAAGAAAAACAACAAGAACCUGGUAGGCGCACAGCACUCAGCUUUGACAGAACCAGAUGAAGAAAAAUGGUUUGAUGUGGAUGUGCUCUGGAUGCAGUACUUCCGCGUAUUAGAUUCUUCACCAAGUGAUGAUUUUGAUUUAGUUUUAGGUGCAACGAAGAUAAACCCAAACCACAUAUAAAAUCAAAACAGCUCCACCGAGCAGAGAAUUUUCAUAUCACCCAGUCGUAUUGGGAGACGAAGAGAACCAUGUGCCGCGCAUGGAGCUUGCAGCCGCAGUCCAGCAACCUGUCGGUACUUGACAUCGAAAUUUUCGAUUAUGCAACCGUCCCGAAAGCAGAGCCAGGCAAAGUUUGGAAUUUUGGUGUUCUCCGAGCCCAAGCUCUGCGGCUUGCUCUUUCGUUGUACAUCGAAGAAUGGAAAAAAGCCAAUAACUACCUACCGGAGCAAGCGCCCCGACCAGAAGGAAAAACCGCAG
Molecule: messenger RNA, 595 nt
Organism: Amoebophrya sp. A120
Lineage: Eukaryota; Dinophyceae; Syndiniales; Amoebophryaceae
Source: the annotation of a GenBank genome assembly